This is a messenger RNA of Sparassis crispa, 579 nucleotides long. RefSeq lists its product as hypothetical. Gene Ontology annotation, molecular function: fatty acyl-CoA hydrolase activity. Lineage: Eukaryota; Fungi; Basidiomycota; Agaricomycetes; Polyporales; Sparassidaceae. Bases 1 to 579 code for a protein of 192 amino acids. The transcript has 5 exons. The record is from RefSeq and is a predicted model, not a curated record.
AUGUCUUCGUUCUCUACAAGCAGAUCUGCACCCAACUGGCGCAUGGAAUCCAAAGAGACGCGCACCAAUGUCCCCUCCGAGAUGAUACAGCAACUCACAGAGAUGAUUCCAUACCUCUCGAGCGAGGGACUCUUCGGCCACGAGAUACUGCAAAGGGUGAAAUUGCACGAUGUAUCGGUUUAUGAACGUCCUGAGGACGGAAAGACCUGCGCGCGCGUUGUCUUCAGACUGACAGUGGAACAUGAUAUGUUGAAUGUCGGAGGUAGCCUCCACGGCGGAUGCGGCGCGUUCUUGGUGGAUAUUUGCUCAAGCAUGGCUCUCUGGGCCCUUGGUGUCUACAAGAAUGACUUUGCGAAGGAAGAGAGCAACGCCGCGGCGUCCACCAAACACGUCUCGCAAGCGAUCAACAUGCUUUAUCACGGAGGAACGCACCUCGGUGCAGAGCUUGAAAUUGUGAACACGACGACGUCCUGGGGAAAACGAAUCUUGACCGCGCGGACUGAGAUUUGGGAUGCUACAAACCGUCGGCUUGUCGCGUCUGGUACUCAUGUCAAGAUGGAACCUUCAACUAAAUUGUGA